Molecule: messenger RNA, 2835 nt
Organism: Salarias fasciatus (jewelled blenny)
Lineage: Eukaryota; Metazoa; Chordata; Actinopteri; Blenniiformes; Blenniidae
Gene: col9a1c
Product: collagen, type IX, alpha 1c
Exons: 37
Coding region: 1-2799 (932 amino acids)
Source: RefSeq, a predicted model, not a curated record
AUGUCGGCCUGCCCCCCCACCUGCGCGGCUCUGCUGCUCGUCCUCCUCACUCCGGCGCUCGGACAGCUGGAUCUGAACCGACUGGACGGCGACACCGUCUGCCCGCCCAUGAGGAGCGGGCAAGAUGACCUUCCAGGUUUCGAUCUGAUCACACAGUUCCAGCUGGACGUGAUUCCGCUGAAAGGCGUGAGGAAGGUGGACGGUUCCACUCCCCUCCAGGUGGCCUACCGCCUCGACAAGGAGGCCAACUUCCAAAUUCCAACCAUGCUGAACUUUCCUCGCGGCUUCCCCGACGAGUACUCCUUCAUGGUCACCUUCCGCAUGAUCAAGAACACGGUGAGCAAGGUGUGGAACGUCUGGCAGGUCGUGGACGAAGACGGCUACAAGCAGGCCGGCCUGCGGCUCAACGGCGACCAGCAGGCGCUGGAGUACUUCCUGAUGGGCGCCGACGGCAACCUCCAGACCGUCACCUUCCCCGGCCUCUCCGUGCUCUUCAACACCAAGUGGCACAAGGUGAUGAUCGGCGUGGAGCGCGAGCAGGUCACCCUGUACGUGGACUGCCAGCCCGUGGACCAGAAGCCCAUCAAGGGGAAGGGCCCCAUCAACACCGAGGGCGACACGCUCAUCGGCCGGCUGGACGCCGACCCCGACGCCUCCGUGGUGUUCGAGCUCCAGUGGAUGCUGAUUCACUGCGACCCGAAGCGAGCCCAGCGAGAGAGCUGCAGCGAGCUGCCCGCCACCGAGAUGUAUGCCAAUGCUGAGCCGGACAAGUCAGUGCAAGGCCCCCCAGGAGCCCCGGGGCCAGAGGGCCCCAGGGGGUCCCCUGGAGAAAACGGCCGAGAUGGAAGAGACGGUCUUCCAGGGUCUCCUGGCAGUCCGGGCACUCCUGGCAGCAAAGGAGAGCAGGGAGAGAUCGGCCUUCCUGGACAGAGGGGUCUACCCGGCCUUCCAGGAUCUGCUGGUUUACCCGGUCCAAUGGGACCCCGAGGGCCUGUCGGAGAGAGAGGACUUCCAGGCUUUCCUGGACCUCCAGGUCCUCCCGGCCCGACAAGUGAAGGACCUGCUGGACCUCCGGGGAAACCGGGGACUCCAGGAGACGAGGGAAACAUCGGACCCGAGGGCGCACCUGGACCCAGAGGCUCACCAGGCACAGCAGGACCCCCAGGCCCUCCUGGUCCACCGGGGCCGGUGGGACCGCCGGGUGCCAGCAACGAGGGAAGUGGGGAAGCUUGUCCUGCCGCCUGCCCCGCUGGACCUCAGGGCUUGGCCGGGGUGCCAGGGAUGAAGGGACACAAAGGUGUGGCAGGUGAGCCUGGAAAAGACGGAGUGGACGGAGAGAAGGGAGACGCUGGAGAGCCGGGCCCUCAGGGGCCGCCGGGUCGCAUGGGAGACGAUGGACAAAGAGGGCCUAUCGGCUUCCCUGGCAGCGCCGGAGAGAAGGGUGAUCGAGGUCCUCCUGGUUUCAACGGCGUCCCCGGACCCACCGGCCCACCCGGAGCUCCCGGCGUGGAGGGAAUCCGAGGUCGGCAGGGUUUGCCUGGACUGAAGGGUGACGAUGGAGCCGCGGGACCUCAAGGAGAAAAAGGUCCUCAAGGGGAGAAAGGAGAAGUUGGAGAACCCGGCACAGACGGUUUGGACGGACUUCCAGGAACAGACGGCGCCAAGGGUGAACCCGGCACUCCUGGAGCUGUCGGCCUCCGAGGGAUUGUGGGGAUUCCAGGCCUUCCAGGCAAGCAGGGAGUAGCUGGACCCCCCGGUGAUAAGGGUGAAACUGGCGCCGAGGGACCCGUCGGGCCUGUGGGACUUCCUGGCAAAAUCGGUGAACCUGGAAAAGACGGAGAAGAUGGAAAACCAGGAGAUAAGGGAGCGACGGGAGAAACAGGAAAACAAGGCCCAGUGGGACCCGAGGGCCCACAAGGAAUCCAGGGUGACAAAGGCGAUAAAGGAGCCACUGGUGCCAAAGGACUGAAGGGUCAUACUGGGCACAAAGGCGACCAGGGACCCAUUGGACCAGGGGGACCAAAAGGAAGUCAGGGAGACACAGGUGCAACAGGGGAUCCAGGAGUCAAAGGAGAUCAGGGUCCUCCUGGUGUUUCUGGAAUUCAAGGAGAGAAAGGAGAGAAGGGCCAAAGAGGAGCUGCGGGCAUUGACGGCAGACCGGGACAGCCGGGACACGAGGGGUUGGCCGGCCCGAUGGGAGCGCGAGGGCUGGAGGGCGAACCGGGACUUCCGGGAUCGCCAGGCCCGAGGGGUCUACCUGGCCCAAAAGUGACGGACGAACAGCUUCGGGAGAUGUGCUCGGCCGUCGUCGAAGAGCAAUUAGUAGAGUUCAUGAAAGAGCUUUUGAAGAAGCCAGCAGCCAUCGGCGCUCCUGGCACUCCGGGGCCGGCAGGGCCUCCCGGACCCCCAGGAGCAGCUGGAGCAGCAGGAGCGGCUGGACCUCCGGGCCCGGCGGGCGCCAAAGGCCAUCCGGGCUUCUUUGGGCUUCCGGGGGCGCCGGGCAAAAAAGGUGACGCCGGGGAGAAGGGAGACAAGGGAGACAAGGGAGAGGACGGUGUGGGAAUUAAAGGCAGCCCGGGAGCACCAGGUGCACCAGGUGCAGAUGGCGCUCCUGGCAUCGGCAAAGAUGGCAAAGACGGAGAGCGUGGUGAGCCAGGAACCCCUGGCGCCCCCGGAGCAGCCGGACCGAGGGGGCCUUCGGGACCACCCGGCCUUUGUGACCCAUCAACCUGUUUAGGCAGAUUCCCUCCUCUCUACAUGGUCAGCGGAAAGAAGUCCCCCAGCUACAAACAUAAAUGAGAGGGUCCAACUUCUUGCCACACUCCAGACCUCACC